CGGGAGUUUCAGUUUGCAUCUGUGACGCACUGUGAGCUGUAACGUCUUUUUUUCACACACAGAGUAAGAGUAUCCAGAGAGAAGGGGGACCUCGUUUGCCGGCUUUUUUGUUUUUCAUCCAUUCUGCAACGUCUUUUUGACACCAAACAACAACAGUCCACUACAGGCGAUGAUGUUCGUUUCUGAACGCUGAUUUCAACUCUAUUUAUUCACCAAACCGAUCAUAUGUACAUAGAAGAAAUCUCUGAAGAAGAUGAGGAACCACCUUUACAGCUCAGCUCUUGUCCUUCUAAUGGUGUUCAGCUGUGGCGGGACUGCAGCAGUGCAGUGUCGGUGGGGGGAAGGGUGUGUGUGUCUGCAAUGCCCCGCUGGCCUGGAGCCUUCCAAGGCUUGUGGGCAGAUCCAAAAUCCAACAGAGGAAGUGCAAUGCCGAUCAUGCCCAGCUGGCAGCUUUUCAGGCGCAUUCAACUCUGAACUUUGCCGUCCACACGCCUCCUGCAAGAUCCUAGGCCGCAAGGUUGCAAUCCCUGGAACUGCGACCUCUGAUGCCGUCUGUGGGGACUGUCUGCCAGGGUUUCACUCUACUACCACAGGGGAAGGUUCCACCCAAAGUCCCUGUGUGAGAACGUCUUUGCAUGUCAGAACGGUCCGUACAGUGGGUAAAGGUCCAACCAGCGGUGCAGGAGGGCUGGUCAAUGGCACGGUGGUACGCAGCGCUGAGGAGAAGACGGCAGAGUAUGCCGUGUUCGCUUUGGUGCCCAUCUUCUGCGUCAUGGGCCUGCUGGGUAUCCUCAUCUGCAACAUCCUAAAGAAGAAGGGAUACCGCUGCUCUGCUGACAAGGAGGGUGGGGAUGAAGAAACUGCCACACCACAGAAAGAAGGUAACAGUUGUCCCUACAUAUCUGAUGACCUGAAUGAAGACACCAUCAGUGUUCUGGUUCGCCUCAUCACUGAGAAGAAAGAAAAUGCUGCUGCACUGGAAGAACUUCUGUUGGAGUACGAGAGCAAACAGAUGGCCAUCAGCAAAGGCUCAUCAAUCAAGUUCCCCAUGCUGUCUCCCCUGUCCCCAUUACGCUCCCUCCCUCGGCUGUGCCCCCAUCAGUCCCACCUCCACACCAUCUCCGGCCUUUCCGGCCUGGCCCCCAAGCACGGCUACCGCUGCACCCGCUGCGCCCAGAGAAAAUGGCCGGCUGUCCUCAUACCUCCCCUGGAGUCCCUCAAAGAUCCCCUGAAGCCCCCCCAAACACUCAUCCUACCCUCACUGGACACAUCCACCGACCAGCAGAAGAGGCCCCUGCUGGGGGGAGUGUUUUUCGACCCCCACCAUACACAAGCUGCUGUGCCAAAUAAUGUACAGGAAAGAGUGGAAGGGAGUGAAGUGAAGGAGAAGAAGGAGGGAGAGCUGACAGUUUUGUCUGUGGGGAGAUUUCAAGUUGCUCAGAUCCCCGAGCAGAAGCCCGUCUCAGUGGAAACCAAGACAUCAUCCAAGGAGCAAAGGAACUCCCUGUUUGGAGGGAAAUCUUUCUGCUCCUCUACAUCAUCUGGCGUCAGGAGGUGAAGAGACAGAGAGACGGUGUACGAUAAUGCUACCUCGCUGAAGAUGACCUCAUCAUUCGCUGACCACUUGACAGCUGGCACGGAGGGGUUUCUGAACGACCGACACCGAGAAACCACGAGAACCACCUCCUGCUGGAAGAAGCUGUUUCUAUUCACGCGAUACGAGGAAUAAAACUCUAUUUAUUAUUAGAUAAAAAACAUAUUGUGCUUCACAGAUGUAUCAGAUGUACUAUCAUAGAAGUUCAAAUCACAGCUGCUUCACAGCCCCAAUCCAAAAAGAACAAUGUUUUGUUGGAUACACACAAGGGGCAGAGUGGAAAGAAUAGCAUUGUGAGAAAAAAUUCUCAACACCUGACACUAGAAGGAAGAAUGAGAGGAGGAAAACAGAGAAGAGAAGUUUGUAUCAUAAAAAAAAAUGCACUCUUAGACCCUGUAUUUGUGCUUCCAUGUAAAAACAAAACAAAAAAACACGGUUGAAACACACACAUACAGUUCAUGUAAACAGACACAUCUACACUAUUGGUGAAUAGUGUAGAGGAUAAACCACUGUGGAAUAUAUUACUGACAUAAAGAUAAAACUCAAAUAGCAAUGACACUGAGACAAACUCAAGUAUGUACAUUUAAAAAAGAGGAAAAUGUCAAGCCAAGUGGUCUCCAAUCAAGUGCCAUAUGAUCUAAGGUUUUCAUUACCAACAGAUUGAGCAAAUCUGGCUUGACUGAAAUAAAAAACCUGUAUGAUUUUUGGGUCAUGUGAGACUUGAUUAAAGACUACAACAGCACUACAGUAAAUAUUAUAAGGAAACACAUGUUACAAAAAUCAAAUAACUUUUUGAUGUUUUAAAUAGUUUUUCUAAGUUUAGCAGUCUAGCUGCUCUUUGCAGGUGACUGGAGGCUUUAGACCUUGAAGAUGUUGAAUGUAGUCUUAACAGAAGGAGCUCAUUGCACCCAUGGAGUUCACUUGAACCUUGAGAGUUUAUGAAACAUUCAUUCAGCAAUAGACACCUAUCUGCUGUCUGCUUUAAUACAUUUUUAACUUUUAAGAUCCUUAGACUUGGUCCAAGUAAGUGAUCAGGGGCCAAAUGUCUUCCUAAGAGCUGGUCCCAAUAAAGUAUCAAUUUUCUAUAUUUUUUUUUUGACACUGCACCCCAAACGCAGUUAGAGGCUACAAUUAUCAUUUAGAUCCUGGGGUGAAAAAGUAGAUAGGUAGAGAUCACAUUUGUAGAAUAGAACAUGUAAAUGAAUGUACAUAUGUAAAUAUGGGCGGGUAUAGAGAAACACACCAGACCUGGCUUUUAUAAUUUUAGCAUGCAGUGUGUAUGAGGUGAAAGACAACUGCACCAAUGAGUGACAUUUGUAGUCCAUCAAUCAAAAAAUGGUCAACUCUGUCACACCAUCGUGCAUAUAAGCUGAAUUGCUGGUUAAAAUCAACACGAUAUAUAUGUAUGAUUUCUAUUGAUUACUAUUAGAUUGCAACAUUUCAGUGUUUUCCUUUUUUUUUUUGCAGAGCAAACUGUUACAGUUUUCCAUUCUUUAUUCAUCACAAACUUUUUAAACCUAAAGUCCUACACACACAUGCACACGUGCGCACAUACAGUAUCUGCAUAACUGCGAGAGACCACUCUCGCAUGAAUACACACACAGGCAUUUUUUGUUGGUUUGUUUAAUUAAAUAAACCAACCAGUGGCUGCAGAGGAUUAGAGGUUGACGUGCCCCAAAGUCAUGCAGCUCAGCUGGCUUUGGUUUACAUCCUCAUGGGUUUUUAAAGAGUGUAUUAUAAUCAUAAAGGUUUUUUAGCUACUCAUUUUCAUAUUUUCUAAAUGCGUUAUUACGAGGAAUAUGACAACAUGUCUGGAGGACUGGAUAUCUAUUGGUUGCGGCAGUCACAUGUUUGCAUUUGAUCUGUUUUUAUAACUAUUCUCACUAUUAGAUUUAUUAUUACAUGUUUUCAAGCUGAAGUGUUGCUGGGAGGAAGGAAGGAUAAAAAAAAACAUCUCAUCGAGUUUGUUAGAUUGCAUUUAUAAUAUUACAUUUUUCUGUCUGAUGUUUUUACUCUUGAAAUAAAGAAGAGGUGUAUUUUAAA
This is a messenger RNA of Micropterus dolomieu (smallmouth bass), 3637 nucleotides long. RefSeq names its product RELT TNF receptor (gene relt). Lineage: Eukaryota; Metazoa; Chordata; Actinopteri; Centrarchiformes; Centrarchidae. Bases 254 to 1558 code for a protein of 434 amino acids. Gene Ontology annotation, biological process: apoptotic process. The record is from RefSeq and is a predicted model, not a curated record. Gene Ontology annotation, molecular function: protein binding. The transcript is spliced from 11 exons.